Messenger RNA from Vitis riparia (riverbank grape), 2764 nucleotides. RefSeq names its product ATP-dependent DNA helicase DDM1. Lineage: Eukaryota; Viridiplantae; Streptophyta; Magnoliopsida; Vitales; Vitaceae. The coding region runs from base 143 to 2422 and encodes 759 amino acids. The record is from RefSeq and is a predicted model, not a curated record. The transcript has 16 exons. Gene Ontology annotation, molecular function: DNA binding; ATP-dependent chromatin remodeler activity; ATP binding. Gene Ontology annotation, cellular component: nucleus.
UCGCCUCCACUCUCCCUUGUUUCCAGAACUGUCCAUCUUCUCUUGUCGGUUGUGAUCUGUUGCUCUGUAACCUCCAACACCGCAGCUCUCAAGUGAGUUCUUCCCCGAUUCCGACAUUUCACUGGAUUGUUAGGGUUAGAAAAUGGUACCUGGUAACGAAGUAAAGGAUGACGCCUCUGCGGAUUCUCCGACUUCAGUCCUGGAGGAUGAGGGUAUUUGUGAGGAGAAAAUUAAAGUUAAGAUGGAGGAUGACAUACUUCUUCCCCUCGAUGCAAAAAAUGGAGAUUCUUCUCUUAUAUCAGGAACCAUGGCAAAGGAAGAAGAGAUGCUGAUGAAAGAACGGGUGAAGGAAGAGGAUGCAGAAGAAGUAGUGACUCAGGAGGCCCCCCACUUGAAUGACAGCCAGUUCACUAAAUUGGAUGAGCUUCUAACACAGACCCAGCUGUACUCAGAGUUUUUGCUGGAAAAAAUGGAUUCCAUCACAUUUAAUCGUGUGGAGGAGAAAGAGAGUGAAAUUGUUGAAGUAAAAAAGAGGGGUCGUGGUUCAAAAAGAAAAGCAGAAUAUAAUAAUAGGAAGGCCAAGAGAGCAGUUGCAGCCAUGCUUACAAGAUCUAAAGAAGGUGCUACUCCUGAAGAUGUGAACCUCACCGAGGAGGAGAGAGCUGAGAAAGAGCAGGCUGGACUUGUACCCUUGUUGACAGGUGGAAAAUUGAAGUCUUAUCAGAUCAAAGGUGUGAAGUGGCUGAUCUCACUAUGGCAAAAUGGACUGAAUGGGAUCCUUGCAGAUCAAAUGGGGCUUGGAAAGACAAUUCAAACUAUUGGCUUCCUUGCACAUUUAAAAGGAAAGGGGUUAGAUGGCCCCUAUUUGGUCAUUGCUCCUCUUUCUACUCUCUCAAACUGGGCAAAUGAAAUAGCAAGGUUUGUGCCCUCAAUAAAUGCAAUCAUCUACCAUGGCAAUAGGAAAGAAAGAGAUCAAAUACGAAUGAAGUAUAUGCCAAGAACAAUUGGCCCCAAAUUUCCUAUAAUUCUGACUUCUUAUGAGGUUGCAUUAAAUGAUGCUAGAAAGUAUCUAAGGCAUUACAAUUGGAAAUAUCUUGUGGUUGAUGAGGGGCACAGAUUGAAGAACAGUAAAUGCAAAUUACUGAAGGAACUGAAGUUGUUACCCGUAGAAAAUAAGCUUCUGCUCACUGGGACUCCUCUGCAGAACAACCUGGCAGAGCUGUGGUCUUUGUUAAACUUCAUAUUGCCUGAUAUUUUCUCAUCCCACGAAGAAUUCGAGUCCUGGUUUGAUCUGUCAGGCAAGUGCAAUAAUGAAGCAGUGGUGGAAGAAUUGGAAGAGAGGAAAAGGGCUCAAGUGGUGUCAAAACUUCAUGCUAUAUUGCGUCCCUUUCUCCUUCGGAGAAUGAAGUCAGAUGUUGAGCAGAUGCUUCCCAGAAAAAAAGAGAUUAUUUUGUAUGCCACCAUGACUGAGCAUCAAAAGAAUUUCAAGGAUCAUUUGGUUAAUAAGACAUUGGAGAAUUAUUUAAAAGAGAAAGCAAGCACUGGGCGUGGUGUGAAAGGAAAGCUUAACAAUUUGAUGGUCCAACUUCGGAAGAACUGUAACCAUCCUGACCUCUUAGAGUCUGCCUUUGAUGGUUCAUAUCUCUAUCCUCCUGUAGAACAGAUAGUUGAACAGUGUGGCAAAUUCCGCUUGCUGGACAGAUUGUUGGCAAGGUUAUUUGCCCGCAAGCAUAAAGUUCUGAUCUUCUCUCAGUGGACUAAGAUUUUGGAUAUAAUGGAAUACUAUUUUAGCGAGAAAGGACUUGAAGUUUGUAGAAUUGAUGGUAGUGUGAGGCUGGAUGAAAGAAAAAGACAGAUUGAGGAGUUCAAUGAUAUGAAUAGCAAUUGUAGAGUAUUUCUUCUCAGCACUCGAGCUGGUGGGCUAGGUAUCAAUCUCACUGCAGCUGAUACUUGUAUAUUGUAUGACAGUGACUGGAACCCUCAAAUGGAUCUGCAGGCCAUGGAUAGAUGUCAUAGGAUAGGUCAAACUAAGCCUGUUCAUGUUUACCGGCUUGCAACUGCCCAAUCUAUAGAGGGCCGCAUGCUGAAAAGAGCUUUCAGUAAGUUGAAACUUGAACAUGUUGUGAUUGGGAAAGGCCAGUUCCAGCAAGAACGAAUCAAACCUAAUAUGGAUGUUUUGGAGGAAGAGGAUCUGCUACAACUGCUUCAAGAUCAAGAAGAUUCUGAAGAUAAGUUGAUACAGACAGACAUCAGUGAAGAAGAUCUGGACCGGAUCUUGGAUCGCAGUGACUUGAUUGGUGAUACCUCAAAUGAUGAUGGGAGGUCUAACUCUGCCGCGGAUGCCUUUCCCCUUAAGGGCCCUGGUUGGGAAGUGAUGACACCAACCGCAAGUGGAGGCAUGCUUUCUACCCUUAAUAGCUAAUAAAGGUUCUCUGAUUGGGAGAUAGGAGCCAGGUAUCUGUGUAAGAAUGCUGGGUGUUUUGGUGUCUCUGGGCUUCAAUUUUUUCACGUCAUGGUUUUGUGUGAACCGAAGUAUGCUCUGAAAUUGAGCUCACUUUCAAUUUUGUGAAUGUCUGAAAAGAUAUACUUGGAAAGAGAGCUGAUUUUUCUUUAGCCCCUUCUCCCAGACAAAGUCAAGAGGUUAAUACCUUGAAGGUGAUAUAUAUGUAGACAUUGCCAUAUUACUUAAUGUACCUUGUACACCAGUAUAUUUUCUUAACUAUCACAAUCGACGUAUUUGUAUUAUGUAUUUGGAUUUGGAUUC